Messenger RNA from Funneliformis caledonium, 4077 nucleotides. NCBI's taxonomy places the organism in Eukaryota, Fungi, Glomeromycota, Glomeromycetes, Glomerales, Glomeraceae. The record is from the annotation of a GenBank genome assembly.
AUGAACCCAAUUAAAGAAAAUACUGCCUCACCUGAACAUUCAAUUGAACCUGUAACUACUCAUACUCGUAAUAAAAUAGUAUUACGAGCGAAUAGAUCUACUACACAUAAACCUCGUAAUUCUAGUGGUGGGGGUGGCGGUUCUAAUAGAACAUAUAAUAAGCGUUCUAGCAAGAAAAAUAAGCUUAUAAAGACAUCAAAAACGCGGAAUAAAAAUAAAGAAAUUAUUAGUACAUCAAAAGAAGUAAACGAGAGUCGAAUAAUUCCUGUUGAGGAACCUCCGAGAGAAGAGCUACCUUACGAUAGAUUUUUUCCUGAUUUAAAAAUAGAUGAAAAAUUAGUUGUGGUUUAUGUUUCUUCUAAAGAUCUUGUAGGGGAUCGAGUAGAGGAAAAGGAAGUUGAGACGACAAUAACGAAAGAAGAGAAUGGUGAAAUAGCAGCAAGAAAUGUAAAGAGUGCAGUACAAACUCAGGAAUACGAUGAUGUGAAUGAUCAUUCAAUUGCUAUCGAAAAUAAUAUGACAAUUUCUACCUCAACAACUGAACAGGCUCAAAUUGAAGAAAUUAGAACAACUAUUGUGCUUUUGAACAAUAAUCAUCAGGAAGAUAAAAUUCAAGAAGUGUUACCACCAACAAGCAAUAUACAUUCCAUUAAGGGUUCUGGAUGUUCUCAAGAUUCAUUUGCUUCAUUACCAAAGAAUUUUGAAGAAACGUCCACACCUAAAGAUUCUGAAGAGAUUUCGUCAUCAAAAGAUCUGAAUGAAGAAAUGAGUGAAGAAACUCCAAGUCCGAAAAUUUCAUCCCGAAAAUCGUCGAUAGAGAAAACUUUUCGUAAAGAUGCAAAAGAUGAUCAUGAUGAUGAUACCGCGAGUUUUAAGGCUUCAUCUCAUGAUGAUAUGGAUGAAGAAACUAUUGACGAGGAUGAACAGGAUGAAAUGCAGAUAGAGUUAGAGAAUAGCAUGAUGAAAUUACCGAGUAUUAAUUAUGACGUAACGGUAGAAAAUAAAUCACUUGAUAAGGAAAUGGAUUGGAUAUUUACAAACCCGAUAGUAGCAGCCGAUGAUCAUAACGUGGUAGAAAAUGGAGUAAAAAAAGAUCAAGUUAUUGUAGAAGGUCCUUCUACGGCUAUUAUUACAACCGUAGAAGAUAAUAUGCCAAUUGCACAACCGCCCCCGGUUAAAAAACUUCCGGUUCCUUCCUUUAAGCGAAUUAAUUUCACUAAAGAGGAACCCGAUGAAACAUUUGUUAGACCAGAAGGACAUUAUAUUCGUCAUGUUGAAUUAUCAGAAAAGGAUCUUGUGGAAAUUGUUGAGUAUGAUAUGGAUGAACAAGGCAUAUAUAAAUAUAUUUUUUGUUAUACUAUUAUGAUUAUAUACAAUUUAGAUGAUUAUUGGCUAAAAUCUUUGAAUGAAGAAAGAAGGAAGGAUGACUUGGGUGAAAUUUCCGCUGAUGUCUUUGAAGCUACCAAAAAUUUACCAAAAGGUAAUACAGACAAAGAUAGUAUGACUCCAGAAGAUUCAACUUGUGCAAUUUGUGAUGAUGGAGAAUGUGAAAACAGCAAUGCAAUAGUAUUUUGUGAUGGGUGUAAUCUUGCUGUACAUCAAGGGCAAUGGCUAUGCCGUAAAUGUAUAGUUUCGCCAGAGACACCAGUGUCGUGUAUAUUUUGCCCAAAUGAAGGAGGUGCCUUCAAAAAAACUAAUACAAAUCGUUGGGCGCAUUUACUUUGUGCUUUAUGGAUUCCUGAAGUUGGAUUGUCGAAUACGGUAUAUAUGGAACCGAUCGAUAAUAUAGAGGGAAUUCCACGGGGACGUUGGAAAUUGAAAUGUUACAUUUGCGAAAAGAGAAUGGGCGCAUGUAUACAAUGUCAAAAUACUCAUUGCUGUACAGCCUUCCAUGUAACAUGCGCAAGAAAGGCGAAACUUUGUAUGAGAAUGAAAUUCCCUGACGAAAACCAUAAUCAUUAUAUUAUGAAAGCUUAUUGUGAUAAACACACGCCUCGAGAUUAUAGAGAACAAAUUGACGUUGCGAGUACAGUUGCUGCGGCGCAAAAACUAUUAAUGGAUCCCGUUCAAACAGGAAAGAGACGCCGACAUGACAUCGACUAUGGGACUGAUGAAUCCGACGAUUAUGUUCCAAGUGAUAGCGAAGAAGAAGAUAUGGAAGAUCAAUACAUUGAUAAAACAGAAAUAUCUCAUUCGCGUAAAACAAGGAAACGAAAACAAACGGAUGAUGUAACAAGUAACCGCAAAACGAAUAAAGCUCUACGUAGCAUUGAAAAUGGGCAAGUUGCUCAAUCUGUUGAGAAUAAGAAUUCUAAAGCUGCCCGUGCGUACAAUCAUACUUAUACCGAUACUGCGCCUGUAGCUCCUGCGGUUAUAAUGGAGAAGGUAUUACCAGUGUUAGCAAGACAAAAGGGCACAAUGCGAAAAAAACCGGAGCUUAUUACUAUCAUUUGUAAAUAUUGGUCUUUAAAGAGAGAAUUUCGACGCGGAGCUCCUUUAUUGAAGAGAUUACACCUUGAGCCAUGGACGGCCUCUGCUUCUGCUCACAAACAAUCCGAGGAAGAAAAAUGGGCCAAAUAUAUGGCAAUGACUGACCUUCGUAAAGAUCUGGAAAAAGUAAGAAUGUUAGUUGAUUUGGUACACAGGCGUGAAAAGGAAAAAUUAAAGAAAACAAGAUUACAAGUGAAAUAUCUGGAGACGAUUCUUUUCCCUCUUGAUUAUAUUCUUCGUCCUGCAUUAGAAGAAAUUGUGGCAUUGGAUAAAAAUGAAAUAUUUGCAAAACCAGUGUCAAUUGAAGAAGUACCUGAUUAUUUAAUACACAUUACGCAUCCAAUGGACUUUGGGACAAUGCGCAAAAAGAUUGAUGCACAUGAAUAUAGUCUGGGUAGUGGAUUGCAAGGAUUCAAGGAUGAUCUUGAGCUUGUAUUUCGUAAUGCCAUGACAUACAAUACUUCUGACACGAUUUAUUAUCGAGUUGCUAAAAAAUUACAGAUUCAAUCACAAUCCAUUGUUGCUAAUGCUGAGCAAGAUUAUUCUGGCUUAAAUAUAGAUCCUAAAAAAGGUGUUUUGGACGUUCCGUUGCAUCCAGAAAUAUUCACUUAUAAUUCAGAUCCGUUAAAAUUUCCGGAACCUAAAAAGAAGAUUGUACCAAAGAGGAACAAAAAGACGCGUGGAAGAUCAGCACGUGGUAAUGCAACAGAGAAUGGCGAAGGACCUUCACGCGUAUUACGUAGCCGUACUUCAAGAUUAGCUACAACCUCAAAAAAACUAGAACAAGAAACAAAAGUUGAAGAAACUAAAGUAAAGGAAACUAUUGAUGGCAGGAAAUUGCCAAAAGGAUGGAUUUAUUUAACAGAUGAAGAUGAUGAGGAGGAGGGGAAUGAAGAGUCAAUUCCACUUAUAAAUGGGAUUGAAUAUCAAGUUCCUGUCGUUGAUAACGAUAAUGUGAUUGCUACGCGAACAAGGUCUCGUAAAAGCAGCGUAUCAGAAAUGAUAAUAAAGACUGAAGAUGAUGAAACUGAAAUGUCAGUCGAACCCUUAGAGGUAGUUAGACGUAGUCGAUCUAACAGUCAAAAUAUGAGUGAGGCUGCAUUGGUUACUACUCCAAAUUCAGAAAUCACUGUACAAACUCGUAGCCGAAAAGGAUCUAUUGAUUCAUCAACUGCAGAAAUUACGAACGUUCCCUUCGGUAGCUUGGUUUGGGCAAAGAUGCAGGGAUUUCCUUGGUAUCCUGCUGAGGUUGCAGAUCCUGAAAAAGCGAAUAUUACAUCAGUAAUCCGGGCAGACAAAAAAGAGGGUGACACAUACUUGGUCCAUUUCUUUGACGAGAGAAAACUCGGAAAGAAGAGUUAUAAUCGUAGUUGGAAAUGGGUUCCAGCAAACAAAAUAAUUCUUAUGGGAGAUGAAAAGACAGAUUUGGCCAAGUUAAAAGACAGAGGAAUGAAAAAUAAGAUGAAACGAGAAAUUCCGAAUGCAUAUGAAGCUGCUUGUAAAUCAAAAGGACGUGAACCAGUCCUAUUAGAUCAAUUUACUAAAUCAAUAACGGUUCCAUUAAGAAGAAACAGUCGUAAUAAAUAG